This is a messenger RNA of Cuscuta campestris, 1584 nucleotides long. The record is from the annotation of a GenBank genome assembly. Lineage: Eukaryota; Viridiplantae; Streptophyta; Magnoliopsida; Solanales; Convolvulaceae.
GGAUCCGGAGGCUUAUGCUUUCCAUAGUCCAUACUAUCUCACAAUAAAUUAGUAAUUGAAAUUUCAAAAUUUGUUUUUGGGAUAUUCCCUUCUCUGCAACCGAGGAGGUUCACCUUCCUCGUCGUUUUCCGUCUGAGAAGAAAAUGGAAGGCGGUGAAAAGAGGAGUGGAUCCCCUGUUGUUGCCGACCCUGCCUCCUACAAGAAGCCCCGCCGGAGUGAGGUUGUUGAAGAUCCGUCCAUAGUAGAGACGGAAGAGCCGAUUGUAGAGAUUGAUAAAGAGUCCAUUGUAAAGGCUGAUGAUGUUUCGGAGACUGAUGAGGAGCCUAAGAUCCAUUACCCAAAGCCUGAUAACAAGGAGGAUGCCCUUAAAAUCAUGAACGAGAGGCUUACUUUGCAGCUCGGUCUAAGGUGGAUAGUGUACAGAUUCAUGGUUCUUGAGGAUGAAAAGGAGAGGUUUUUAUCAUCAGUGGAAUCCUUGCAGCAAGAGUUUGAUAAGGAGAAGUCACUAAUAGAUCUUUUUGAGGGUCCCCCAAAUUUUGUUUUAGUGGCUGUGGAAGCAAACGCCCUAGAGGAUGCUAAGGCUAAGUCCGGUGUUGGCAUUAGAGAAAUAGUAGACCGCUUUUAUGGUUUUUCAGACAUUUAUCAAACUUCAAAGCAAGCCAAGAUCAGAGCACAGCUUCUUUUUUUCAAGUUAGAAGUCUUGUAUCUUCUAAAUCGGAAAAAGAUUCAAAGGCUUGCUACUGCACAGCGAUGUACAAUCAAUCUUUUUACUUCAGGUUAUCCAUCGUCUGCUAUGCUUCUUGGACAUGAAGAUGUGAUCGUUGAUGUUGAGGGAGAACGUCAGAACAUGCACAAUCUCCCAUUUACUGGAUUGCUUCAUAAAGUGUAUAUCUAUGGGAGAAAACAAAAAAUGAUGGCUUCAUAUAAAGACGGGAAAGAGAUAAUGUCUCCAGAUUAUCUUUUCCUUGGCAAGCCUUACCUUAGCGUGAAAUUCGGACUGGAUGAUGCUGAUAUCUUCACUCAUGAAGAAGGUAAGUUGAUAAACCAUAUUCGUGGCCCAUUGGAAGCUGAAUUCGAAGUCAAUUUAACAGAACGUGGAAGGGGAUUUGUGGAGCUUGUCAUUGUUGGGGAGUCUGCCGGUCUAGUUACACAAGUUAUGGACUCACUCGUGUUACUCUGUAUUCGACUAAAAUCUGAGAUAAUCUUGCAGAAAUAUAUGGAAAACGUUGGAGAGCAGAAAUUGGCUGAUGUGUUAAAAACGAGGCAGUGUCGUGGCAAUGAGGCUGGUGGGUAUUUCGUUGGCUGCUGGCUCACAGAUGACGAUGAGAGUGAUGAGGAUGAGGACGAAGAUGCAUGGUGUUAGCUAGUUAUUUCAAUGGUAGUUAGUUGAAUUCGGUCUCAAAUGAUCGAUAAUAUUAAUGGGAUGCCGCUUUUACCAUAACUUUUUGAACUGUUGUAUAUUACGGUAAGACUAUAUGGAUUUCUCUUCAUACUUUAAAACCGGCCCCAUGAUUUCUACUCCUAUACAUUUUUGAGGGGGGUGUAUUGUAGAUUCCACUCGAGAAUCAAGCUAAGAGAAUGUU